Cuscuta campestris is the source of this 3243-nucleotide messenger RNA. The record is from the annotation of a GenBank genome assembly. NCBI's taxonomy places the organism in Eukaryota, Viridiplantae, Streptophyta, Magnoliopsida, Solanales, Convolvulaceae.
GUCUCUCGGGAGGCUGGAUUAGCCACAAGUUGUGGUGAACCAGGGUAAAAUCGGUGUGCCUCUUUACUUCUCGUUUAUUCAUUUUUUAUUCCUGCGAUUUCUUGAUCAAACUCUAUUCACCCCCCCCCCUCUACCGUUGGUCUAUUGUUCUAACAAUUGGUAUCAGAGCCUAACUCGCGUCCAAACUUAACCGUUUGAGAGUAAAGCGAUCAUGGGUUCUUCUUCUAGAAAUCUCUAUGCAGGAAUUGGAGAAGGUCAAUCAACCUCUAGGCUACCACUCUUUGAUGGCACCAACUACUCUUAUUGGAAGGAACGGAUGAGAAUCUAUAUUCGUUCCACCAACUUCCAAUUGUGGUUGGUGAUCAAAAAUGGCGAAGAAAUCCCUAUGAAAAAAGUGGGAGAAACCACGGUCCCAAAGACCGAAAACGAAUUUGAUGCCGAGGACAUCAAGAAGAUUGAAAACUAUGCAAAGGCCAUCAACAUGCUAUAUUGCGCGGUCAACCCCGAUGACUACCGAAAGAUCUCCUGUUGCACAACCGCCAAGGAGAUGUGGGACAAGCUUGAAGUUACGUACGAAGGUACCGAUCAAGUGCGUGAAGCCAAGAUCGAUUUUCUCACCCAAGAGUACGAAAUGUUCCGAAUGAAAGAAGGAAUUGGAGAAGGUCAAUCAACUUCUAGGCCACCGCUCUUUGAUGGCACCAACUACACAUAUUGGAAAGAGCGGAUGAGAAUUUAUAUCCGCUCAACCAACUUCCAGUUAUGGUUGGUCAUCAAGAACGGCAAAGAAACGCCAAUGAAGAAGGUUGGUGAAAAGCUCGUCACAAAGACUGAGGACGAAUUUGAUGCCGAAGACAUCAAAAAGGUAGAAAACUACGCCAAGGCAAUCAACAUGCUCUAUUGCACGGUCAACCCCGAUGAUUAUCGCAAGAUCUCUUGCUGCACCACUGCCAAAGAAAUGUGGGACAAGCUCGAGGUCACAUAUGAAGGUACAGACCAAGUUCGGGAAGCCAAAAUUGACUUCCUAACGCAGGAGUACGAAAUGUUUAGGAUGAAGGAAGGCGAAAAGAUCGAUGACAUGUUCGAUCGGUUCUCAAAGAUCAUCAACGACCUUCAUGCUCUCAAGAAGACUUACGCCAACAAGGAUCUCGUGAGGAAAAUCCUGCGGAGUCUCACACCCGAAUGGAGAUCAAAGGCCGAUGCAAUCUACGAAUCCAUCGGAGUCUCCAACGUCACCAUCGACGGGUUAAGAGAUAACCUCAAAACUUAUGAAUCAACUAUUCUAACCCCAUCUUUGGAUGAACAAAAGAAGAAAGGUAUAGCACUCAAAGCAACCAAGGAAACGGUGGAAGAAGUCUCAAGCGACGAUGACAACGAGUUCGGACUCGUCAUCAAGAAAUUCCACAAGUUCAUGAAGAAGGAAUUUGAGCGCAAAGGAAGAAAGCACGACGGUCCCCCAAAGUGCUAUGGCUGUGGCGAGAUAGGCCACAUCAAGCCAAGGUGUCCAAAAGGCAAAAACGGCAAGGACAAACCCGGCUUCAAAAAGCAACGAGCCUAUAUCUCAUGGGGUGGUGACCAAGAAGAGGAUGAAGCCGCCAACCUCUAUCUCAUGGCACACGAAGACCACGUCGACAAAGUACAAGAGGUGUGCUUGAAAGCGUCAAGUGUACUUUGGUACCUUGACAGCGGAUGCUCCAAGCACAUGACCGGAGAUGCAUCCAAGUUCCUACAAAUCAAACCCGCUAAAGGAGGAAACGUAGUCUUUGGAGACAAUAGCAAGGGAAAGAUUAUCGGCAUCGGGUCUGUAGAUUCACUAGAGAGGAUACACGUUGAAGACGAUGAAGAGAACACGGGAAUAUACACCAACACGCAGCCGCAAAUUGGCAAGAUGCCUCAAGCAACUACUCAAAGUGAAGAAGAAAAUCAAGAGGAAGAAGAAGAACAAGAGGAACAUGAAGAAGAAGCAACCGAGCUUCCCAUUGCAUGGAGAACGAACAAGAACCAUCCGCUUGACCAGAAGACGAAGGCUUCCAAGAAGAAGGCCGCUGCCGAACCCUCAAGCGCCGCGCCUCCUCCGUUCCCAUAUCUGGACGGAUCUUUCUUGGAGUUCGGGUCGGAGGAGGAACUCACCCGGUUUCUCACAUACUUCGCCAAGCGCCCGAUCUCUCCGCCCUGCGUGCUCCCGGAGCUGUUUCCCCAACAAAAAGGGUACCACGACCUUGACAAUCAACUCAAGGAGUCGGGUCUGUGGCCUUUUGUCUCCAAGAGCCGCACGAGCUUCAACCCCGCCUUCGUCCGGGCGUUCUACUCAAAUCUCCGCCGCGACGGGGACAUCAUCCGGAGCAGCAUCAAUCUCUACGACAUAGAGAUUGAUUUGCCUACUUUUGCUCGGAUCGCAGGGCUGCCCAUCCGCGGUGAUGACAUCGCGACAUAUGGUGGCGACGAUUGGAUCCUCAACAACGAGGCGGUCGUCAUCCGAGAGCUUGGGAUCACCAACCUCAUUCGCCACAGCGGCGCAUCGACGAUUCACUCGGCCCCACUGGACAAGCGCCUCCUCCUCUGCAUCAUCACCCGGAUUCUCCGCCCCCGGGACAGCAGCCAUACCUCGCUCUUCAACGAGGAUUUGAAGGCAAUCCACGCCAUCAUCCACGGCGCCUCCAUCAAUUGGGCGAAAUUUGUCAUGAUCCACAUGGCGGACUGCGCCUCCAUCGCCACCAGCGGAGCCUGCCGUACGCCUUCCUCCACCUUCCGGAAGAAGUCCGGAGACCGGGACAACGCCGGACCAAGUCGUGCACCAGCCCUCGCUCCCGCUCCCGCCAAGGCCAAUCUACAAUCCAUAGCCGACACCCUAAAUCGGCUAACCAUCACCGUAGACGGCAUGGGCCAGUACUUGGAGCGGAUGGACGGGACGCUGCAACGCCAACACCACGACAUGACGGCGUUCUUCCGCGGCAUCAACUUCGUCCCGCCGCCUUUCGACAGCACCAUCCUCAACCAAAACUUCGAGGGCGAGGAUGAGGACGACGACUCCUACGCUCCGUCCUCCUCCCCCGAUGAGGCCGACUUCGAGGACGCGGUUGACGGCGAUCCCAUGGACGAGGAGGAUGACGACGAGGACGAGGAUGCCGAUUCCUGGACUCUUCUUACUUUUUAUUUAAUAUGAUUGUUUUUUUUUAAUUUAAUUCUCAUUCCGUGUUGUAUUCCGCAUUUCCCUUUCGUUUUAAUGAAUAAAAGUUUACAUUUAAU